UCAAAGUGUAUGGGUCGAACUGUGCUAAAUGUUCGAUACAAGCCGCACGAUCUUCCACCUCCAAAUGACUGCAUACAUGAGAGAGUUUCAAAAUUUAAAACAGGCUGCCAGAUAUGUUGUUAAAUUAUCAAGGCCUUUCGGAUUGAUGGGAAUCUUUUUAUGUUUUCCUUUGGAUUUUUGAAUUGAUGAUUAGUGAUAAUGCAGGAUCUGGUGUGAAGUACUAAAACGAAAGACUUGACUAAGGAGCUGGGAACUAAGCGCACAUCUUACGUUAGCACAUCAUUUUGAGAUCCAGUCCAGAUCCGGACCAAGAGUAACAUCCUCAGUCCAACGACACCAAGUUGCUUGAUUUCUGGUUGUCAGGACAACAGGCUUUUCUGGACCAGGGCGGUCCCACGAUGGGGAAGACCGGGCAGAGUACAGUGGACUUAAGCUCCCCAUCAGAGGUCAAACAAGCUGUCCCUUCUGAGGACCUGGACUCCACAGGCCCCCCUACAGAACAGAAGAAGGAAAAGGAGGUUCCACCCGACAGGGGAGGCUGGAAGGGGAAGUUUGACUUCCUGCUGUCAUGUGUUGGAUAUGCCAUUGGAUUGGGAAAUGUCUGGAGGUUUCCUUAUUUGUGUGGCAAAAAUGGUGGAGGUGCCUUCCUAAUUCCAUACUUUAUGACCCUGGUGUUUGCUGGGAUACCGCUCUUCUUCCUAGAGACAUCGCUGGGACAGUUCACCUCAGUAGGUGGGCUAGGGGUGUGGAGACUUAUUCCUAUGAUGAAAGGUGUUGGUUUGGCUGCUGUUGUAUUGUCAUUCUGGCUAAAUAUCUACUACAUAAUCAUAAUUGCCUGGGCUCUCUACUACUUAUUCAACUCCUUCAGUUCGGAGCUGCCAUGGCAGAGCUGUGAUAAUCCCUGGAACACCGAAAACUGCUUCUCCAAUUACAGCCUGACAGACACCACCAACUUGACCAGCGCUGUCACAGAGUUCUGGGAACGUAACAUGCACCAGCUUACUAAUGGUCUGGAGGAGCCAGGAGAGCUGCGCUGGCCUUUGGUGGGCACCUUGGCCCUGGCUUGGGUUCUUGUCUACUUCUCAAUCUGGAAAGGAGUAGAGUGGACGGGAAAGGUGGUUUAUUUUUCGGCCACCUAUCCGUACUUCAUGCUGUUCAUCCUGUUCUUCCGAGGAGUCACCCUUCCCGGAGCCAUUGAUGGCAUUCUGUUCUACAUCACCCCAGACUUCAAUAAGCUCGUUAGAUCUGAGGUGUGGUUGGAUGCAGCAACUCAGAUCUUCUUUUCAUAUGGACUGGGCUUGGGCUCACUUAUCGCACUUGGAAGCUACAACACUUACCACAAUGAUGUGUACAAGGACUCCAUCAUAGUAUGCUUCAUCAACUCUUGUACUAGCAUGUUUGCUGGGUUUGUUAUCUUCUCUAUUGUAGGAUUCAUGUCCUACAUCACAAAGAAACCAGUGCAGGAACUAGCAGCAUCAGGUCCAGGUUUGGCAUUUCUCGCCUAUCCUCAGGCAGUCACCCAGCUUCCCAUGUCUUCCCUCUGGGCCAUCCUUUUCUUUUCAAUGCUCAUGAUGCUCGGUUUGGACAGCCAGUUCUGCACCGUUGAAGGAUUCAUCACAGCUCUAAUGGAUGAGUAUCCCCUAGUGUUGAGGAAGAGGAAGAAGCUCUUCAUCCUUAUUGUUUGUUUAAUCUCCUUCAUCAUUGGAUUCUCUAAUAUCACUCAGGGUGGUCUGUAUGUCUUCAAGAUGUUUGAUUACUACUCUGCCAGUGGGAUGUGUCUUCUCUUCCUUGUCUUCUUUGAAACUGUUUCCAUAUCCUGGUUUUAUGGAGCUGAACGGUUUUACAAGAAUAUUGAGGACAUGAUUGGUUAUCGGCCAUGUAUCUGGUGGAAGCUCUGUUGGCUCUUCUUUACACCACUGAUCUGCCUGGGAGUCUUCACCUUCAGUGCAAUUGAAAUGACCCCACUAAUGCUUGGGAAGUAUGUGUAUCCAUUGUGGGGCCAAGUGAUUGGAUGGUGUAUGGCCCUGUCCUCAAUGAUCCUCAUCCCAGGCUAUGUGAUCUACAUGUUUUUAACCACCAAAGGCAGCAUCAAACAGCGUUGGAAGAAGAUGACAACUACCCAGGAGGAUGAAAAGUCAUCAGGGCUGGAAGAAUUCACACACACAGGGAGCAUGGUAGAGGCUCCUGUGUAGCCAGGAUUGUUCAAGUCAGGCUGUUCCAUCUGCCAGGAGUUUAAGUGGUCUCUGCUGAAAUGUAAAAAUUGGGUAAAAGAAGACUAGAAAAAAUAACUUAAUUUGUUUCACUCCAACCAGUGUUGUGGUUGAAACCUUUUUGUGCUUAUAACAAUUUUCUUUAGCAGUAUGUUUCCUAAAAAAGAAACCAAAAUAAGUCACGAGUAAAACUGUGAACAUAACCUAUAUUUCCACUGUUAUUGGUUACCGUGCUCUGCAAAGCUACUCAUACCUAAUAAACUUUUUUUAAUAUUUUUUAAGUUACAGCCACAAACUUUAAUUUAUGAUAUCAGAAUUUUAUGUGAUAAGCCAAAAUAAAGUAGGACAUCAUUAGGAAGAAGUAUGAAAAGAAAGUUCUAGAAUAAACAAGUUCUCACCAACUAGAAUUAAUAAAAUUUGCUAUGCAUUUGCAGUAAGCAGAGGUGUUAAGAGUACUAAUGUUUAUUACUCAAACAGAAGUAGGAAUUCUACUGUUUAAAAACACUUUUGGAGAAGUUAGCUUUUUAAUUGAG
This is a messenger RNA of Cyprinodon tularosa, 2743 nucleotides long. RefSeq names its product solute carrier family 6 member 1, like (gene slc6a1l). The record is from RefSeq and is a predicted model, not a curated record. The transcript is spliced from 15 exons. Lineage: Eukaryota; Metazoa; Chordata; Actinopteri; Cyprinodontiformes; Cyprinodontidae. Gene Ontology annotation, cellular component: plasma membrane. Gene Ontology annotation, molecular function: gamma-aminobutyric acid:sodium:chloride symporter activity. Gene Ontology annotation, biological process: neurotransmitter transport; sodium ion transmembrane transport. Bases 399 to 2192 code for a protein of 597 amino acids.